CCCAACCGUUCGUCUCGAUUGCUAGCAUCCGUUCGCUGGGGCUGGGGCACACAACCGAGGUCCAAUCAGCCCCUGUACGCGCUGUACGCGCCAGUUGCAUGAAACUCAACCUGUAGAUCCCAGUAGCUGCGGCGGCAAGAUAGAUACGGCGCGUAAUGCUGCAGAUGUCUGACCGGUGAAAUGGCCACAAGAAGCUGAUGCGGGAUACAUAUAGGAUCACUGCAAAGCUACUCCGCGCCUCUUCAUCAAAGCGUCUUCAGAUCUUAACAAUAAUUUUCCGCACUUAGCCAGAUCCAUUUCCGUCUCAACAGCAUCAUGACCCCUCCAUCACAGAGCAAAGCAUCAGUUGUAGGCAGUGAUCCCGCGGGAGACAAUAAUUCGGAGUUCUCGUUGGAGUCCGAAUAUAAUGCCAAUGAUGAGCAGGAGUUGUUCGAAAACUUCGAUGACCAUAACAAAUACUUCUACGAAUACAUUCACAGGAUGUUCAAGGAAAAACGGAAUCAUUCAUCGGCACAUACAGAAGCUACAAAAUCGUCAUCGCCCGCUAAGUCUGAGACCAUUGUCAAACCCAAGCCAUCCAAAACAUCAGACACCAGUAUGGCCAAGUCGACUUUCAAAGCCUCACUGUCUAAGAAAUAGACAGACAUGCGACAGUUGGUUUAUUUUUUGUCCCAAACGACCAGGCUGCCUGAUUGAACAGUCUGCGGGUGUGUCUAGGAAGUGUUGAAGGUGAAGACUAAUGGAAGUAAUUGAUCUGUUAGUCAAGACUGGAUACCUGGGCCUACAAGACAUUCUGCCCUUGGAAUGGGUGACGAUGUCUUUGGAUUUUACAGAAGAAAC
This is a messenger RNA of Paraphaeosphaeria sporulosa, 840 nucleotides long. RefSeq lists its product as uncharacterized. The record is from RefSeq and is a predicted model, not a curated record. Lineage: Eukaryota; Fungi; Ascomycota; Dothideomycetes; Pleosporales; Didymosphaeriaceae. The coding region runs from base 316 to 639 and encodes 107 amino acids. The transcript has 2 exons.